Messenger RNA from Austrofundulus limnaeus, 2169 nucleotides. It is a transcript of the gene lrrc75a, whose product is annotated as leucine rich repeat containing 75A. Lineage: Eukaryota; Metazoa; Chordata; Actinopteri; Cyprinodontiformes; Rivulidae. The record is from RefSeq and is a predicted model, not a curated record.
GUCUGUGCUGGGUCUGUGCAGGGUCUGUGCAGGGUCUGUGCUGGGUCUGUGCUGGGUCUGUGCUGGGUCUGUGCUGGCGGCCAUGCUGCAGGCAGCAGCCUGCAGUCCACUCCCUGCCCACACUGCUCCUUGUCUGCAGCAGAGUCCGGCCUCUUUGUCUCUGCUUCAUGCUGCAGCCCUGAACUCACCUGUUCAACCAGGACCGACCUGUUCAACAUUCAACCAGCCUGCCUCUGCAUGACCGCCAGGUGGGACCACAGUUCCCACUGAGGCUGCGCCAUGGGGGCCAAGCAGAGCAAAGGCCCGGAGCCCGGAGGAGACAGUCCUCAGCACAGCUGGAGGCGGACCCCCUCCAAGGAGAGAGGGGACCUCCUGACCUCCCUCGUGCUGAAGUCAGGAGACAGGCUGACCCGGGGGGGCACGGCCCCGCCGCCCUACCAGCGGCGCAUCGGGAUGAUCCAGGACAUGAUGCUGAUGGCCAAGCAGGGCAAACAGGACGAGGCCACAGAGAUGCUGAAGACUCUCAGACAGGACUUGGGCAUGGAGUCAACAUCUCUGGAUGACGUGUUGUAUCGCUACGCCAGCUUCCGAAACCUGGUUGAUCCCAUCACACAUGACCUGAUCAUCAGUCUGGCACGAUACGUCCACUGCCCCAAAACGUUUGAAGGCAGUGCUGUCAGCACCAUUGUCCAGUGGGGCGUUGGAUCUGUCUGGGAUUCCACUGACAACUCGAGACAUGGAGCGUCUGAAUGCACACCUUCUGCGUCACUCGUCUGCCGUGGUCAGCUUGGAGCUGGGUUUCACCGAACUGACAGAUGAAGCUUUCCUCCAGCUUCUUCCCACACUGGCUGCUCUGCCACAUCUGGAGACCCUGGCGCUGAAUGGAAACAGACUAACAAGAGCCAUUCUGAAGGAGCUCACAGAUGCCCUGAAGGAUCCUAACAGCUUCCCAAGCGUGACUUGGAUCGACCUAGGCAACAAUGUGGACAUCUUCUCCCUGCCUCAGCCCUUCUUGGUCAGCCUCAGGAAACGUUGUCCCAAGCAGGGAAACCUGCCCACCAUCCUAGAGUUCGGAGAAAGUCAGGCCAGCGACCCCCCCGACCGGCCGAAGUGUCUUAUGGAGGAGGAGGAGGAGACGGAUGACACCAACCGAACUGAGAGCAUGGGUGAGCUCCGCUCUGAGGUGGAGGAGGAGAUGGAUGGAGAGACAGAGAUCGAGGAGAUGAUGGAGGAGCUCCUGGACUUCGACAGGGAGGUGCAGGGGAAGGAGGAUGAGGAGGACAGCGUGUGGACGGUGGGGGAGCAGAGGAGGAGCAGGAGGGAGAGACGAAAGGAGCAGGAGGAGGAAGCAGAGAUGGAGGCGCAGAGGAGCGAGUUGCGUUGGAGGAGCAGGGCGGUGAUGGCGGUGGAUGAGGACGACACUUCCCGCCUGUCCUGUUCCAGCCAUUCACAGCACUCCUCUGGAACUGUGGAGCCAAUGAGAGUGGAGGACAAUGACCUGAGCAACCAAUCAGAGCUUUGAAUCUGAUUGUGGAUUGUUGCUCUGUGGAUCUUUCUCUUCUUCUGUCCCGUCCUGUGUGGACAAAAACUGAGGAAGACUUUGUUAGCUGAGUAAAGGCUGCAGAGCUGCAUGUAAAGACGACUAAUAUCAGCACCAUGCACUGAUCCAACAAGAUUAUAUAAUCACAAGAGGCUUUUAUGUACAAUAUAACCUUUAAUCAGGUCCUUGUUCUGAUCUUAAAACCUACAUGUGCCUGUAGCACCUCUGGUUACUGGUUUAACUUGUGCCCUGAGAAAGAAAACCAAGCUGAAGGUGUGAAAAUAGAGCCACACAGUCAGGACCUUUAAAACUGAAAGCAGAAACAUCUCCCUCCCACAGAAAGUCUAACAACACCCCAGAUGGAUCAGAAGAGGGGCAGAAAUCAAACAUUAAGCCAUUGGUGUAAAUCUGCUGCUUUCAGGAGCUCUGUGUUGUACAGGAAGAUACCUGCUGGAGGGGACGUUUGUCCACUAAAUCAAUCUAAAACAAAAGUCUAAUGAAUGUUAGAAAAGGAAUUUCUGAAACGUAAGGUGAAGGUAAUUUAAAAUAUUUAGUAGCCUUUUUCUCAUAAUGUAGGUCACGCUUGGUAUACGUAGUUGGUAUAUGUAUUAAACACUUGGUAUAUGGUA